ACAGGAUAAAAGAUCUGCCAGCACAGGGCAACAGGAUGGGAUAACAGCUGCGCCUGGAGGGACAAACACUUCCUAUUGUGGAGAAUAUUAAAGGCAGUAAUAAUAAACAAAGCAAAAAAAAAAACAGCUUUAUAAAAAAUAAAAAAAACAGCAAUGGAUUUUCUAAUGAACAACAUGGAUAAUAUUGUAAUAUCGGAUGUUAUGUGGAUCAAUCAGACUGUGGAGGAUGAGUGGCGUUGGAUAUAUAUUAAAGUCAAGUGGAUACAGUUUGCUACAGCUAUACUAAGUAUUAUAGGUUCUGUAGCAAUUAUUGGCUAUGCAGUAUUUCAGAAUGCUGUGAGAUCUCCAGAGGUUCGGCCUCUGUUCUACCUCAGCAUGUCCGAUCUGUUGCUGGGUCUCUGCUGGCUUAUUGGGUCUGUUAUGUACCGAACGUCAACCACCAAUAAGUCAUGCUACAAUCUUCAGGUGGUUGGAGAGAUGUUUUAUGUGUCCACCUUUUUGUAUACGUUAAGCUUUAUUUGGCAGUUGUGGGAUAACAUAAAGGGAUAUAUGAAUGGCGAAUUAUAUCAGGUAUCAAACACAAAACUUUAUGCUAGAAGAAUAGCAACGGUUCUGUCCAGAUUAAAUAGUUUUGUGCACUCUAAUGAAGGAACAGGAAGUUCAUUUUACUUUAUGUUUUUCAGUGCUUUCCUUAUUGUGUUCACGAUCCCUGUUCUGUAUUUUGGAAAUGCCAUGGAAUGCUAUGGAAACUCCAGCCAUCCACACGGAUGUCUAAUGUUAAAUGUCGGGUUCUCUGUUACAACAAAUCUUGGCAAUACAACAAAUGAAGUGUGCACAGGAAUACGCUACUACAGCACUGUCGGCUUCCUGGUCCUGUUCACCCUCACAGCCAUCCCUAUCAUUAUCCUGCUUAGAAUUACCUACACUUUGUCUAAAACAGAUCACCUUGAAGGUCAACAGCAGGCAAAUAUAAUUAUGAUGAAACGCAGUAUCCUGCUUUACUGUCUUGUGUUUUUCUUCUGCAGUAUACCAGCCUGUAUUCUGAUCGUAGAGAAGCUGAUCAACAACAAUACAAAAAGUGAUUUCCGUGGACUAUUGUAUAUGGCUCUGGCCUUUACUAAAGUAUCCCAGGGAUUUUUCAAUUGCUUAGUGUAUGGAUGGACUCAGAAUAUGUUACAUGUCAUAAAGAAGAGCACCUGUAGUGAUGCCGAAACGCAGACUCCUCUUCUAAGUUCCCAGAAGCGAUUCUAUUCCAGUACACAAACUACUACAAACGCCACAGCAGCCAAAAUAAGCUCCUGUCUUUGAUAAUCAAGGUCUUUCAACAUUCUAGUCACGUUUUCUACAGAGACUGUGUGAUACCUAGAACUUGGAGAAUGACAAAUCUUAUUUAGAUUAUAUAUACUUCAAUACUAUUGUAUUGGACUGUAUGUGUUGGAAAAGGACGUAAAAUUUCUAAUUCUACCUUGUUUACUAACAGGAAAAAAACAACUCUAUUUUUUAUUGGCUUUCAUACUGGAUAAAUAAAACACAGACAAAAUAGGUAUGAAAAAAAUACAGGAUAUAGAAGGUAAUUGCUCACAGUAAUAACAAUUAUUGUAUGAGGAGUGUUCAAGAUCAACAAAUGGAAUAGAACUUUACAACUGCCUGCAUAAUUAAAAUAGAAUAUCAGCAAAAUGUAUUGUUUUUAAAAUAAUUUCACAUAUUUUUUACUUUAUUCCAAUUUAUACAAUGUCUUCUUAAAGGGACACUAAACCCAAUUGUUUUUCUUUCAUGAUUCAGAUAGAGCAUUCAGUUUUAAGCCACCUUCUAAUUUACUCCUAUUAUCAAAUUUUCUUCGUUCUCUUGCUAUUUUUUUUUUGAAAAAGCAGGAAUCUAAGCUAAGGAGCCGGAACAUUUUUGGUUCAGCACACUGGAUAGUGUUUGCUGAUUGGUGAGUACAUUUAGCCACCAAUCAGCAAGCGCAACCCAGGUGCUGAAUCAAAAAUGGUCCGACUUCUUUAGCUAAGAUUCCUGAAUCAUUAAAAAGAAAUUAUAAUUUGGGUUUAGUAUCCCUUUAAUUCUAGUGAUAAAUUAGUAUUGAAUCAUGAUGUCUCUAAAUCAUUGGCAUUCUGAUGGAUUUUUAAAAUAAUAAUAUUUUUGUUUGAUUUUUUUAGCAGAAAAAUUAUCUUUUGGGAUUAAUAUUAUAAUAUUCUGAAUCUAUAGGAUUGUGUUAUAUGAAUUAUGAGUGAGGACAUUUAUAUACAGUCUUUAGCAUAUCCCAAUUUGUAAGCACAGACCAGACUUAAUAACCCAGCCAAUGACUAUCCCAGGUUCAAGGAUACUUUAUUGUUGGGAGUCCCUAAAGACUGGAAAUAUGUACCAAGCACUUUCAUUAUAUUGUUUUGCAUAGCAGGAAGAACCUGACUACUAUUAUCUGUAAAUUAUACAAGUGCACAAUUUAAUUUUGUAAGGUUUAAAGCAAGAGCUGGAUAAUGGAACCAUGUUGUUCCAAGGAUUACUUUGACUAUGUCACACUAUUACAUUAUUUAUGGUAGAAACAUGGUAAAGGGAAUUGUGGGAUAAUUCUUUUUCUAUGGAAAUGUUAUUUAUUUGCUGGUAUUUGAUGUGUUAGAAUUUUUAAACUAUGAAUUUAUGAAAAACCAUUUUGUAACAUCAUUAGAUAUUUUAAAAUAAACAUAAUUUCUUAACUAAA
Bombina bombina (fire-bellied toad) is the source of this 2695-nucleotide messenger RNA. RefSeq names its product transmembrane protein 116 (gene TMEM116). Lineage: Eukaryota; Metazoa; Chordata; Amphibia; Anura; Bombinatoridae. Bases 154 to 1308 code for a protein of 384 amino acids. Gene Ontology annotation, biological process: adenylate cyclase-activating G protein-coupled receptor signaling pathway. Gene Ontology annotation, cellular component: plasma membrane. The transcript is spliced from 11 exons. The record is from RefSeq and is a predicted model, not a curated record. Gene Ontology annotation, molecular function: G protein-coupled receptor activity.